Dovyalis caffra is the source of this 546-nucleotide messenger RNA. NCBI's taxonomy places the organism in Eukaryota, Viridiplantae, Streptophyta, Magnoliopsida, Malpighiales, Salicaceae. The record is from the annotation of a GenBank genome assembly.
AUGGAAAGUGGAGUAGACAAGGAGAUGGCAACAAGAAAGAGAGGAGGGAUAGAAAGUGAGCGGCAAUACAAGGGGAUAAGGAUGAGGAAGUGGGGAAAAUGGGUGGCUGAGAUUAGAGAGCCUAACAAACGGUCAAGGAUUUGGCUUGGUUCCUACUCAACACCAGUAGCGGCGGCUCGUGCUUAUGACACCGCCGUUUUUUAUUUGAGAGGACCGUCGGCGAGGCUCAAUUUUCCUGAAUUUUUGGCUGGAGAGAAUUUUGGCGGCGGUGGAUCAUGUGGGGACAUGUCAGCUGCUUCUAUAAGGAAAAGAGCGACUGAGGUUGGAGCUCGUGUGGACGCUAUUGAGACAGCGACGUUAAACCACCACCACCACCACCACCCGCAUCAUCAUGAUGACCGUCAAAGAAAUAGUAAUAAUAGCAGCAGUAGUAAUGAUAACAAUGAAACGGUUGUUGACAGUGGAGAGUUGAAGUCACGGCCAGUUGACUUGAAUAAGGUGCCUGACCCAGAGGAUUCCGAUGGAGAUGAGUGGGGGAGGAGUUAG